AUGGCUUCGAACAAUUCAACCACUUUGCCUCAUUCAGGCCCGAACGGAUCAGACGGUCUUCCGCAUGAUAGCAGACGUCCACUUUUGGGUGGUUUUAUGAUAGCCUUCACUGUGAUAAUCAUUAUAUUCAUGUGCAUUCGGGUGUACCUCAGAGUGUACAUCUUGAAAGCAUGGAAACUCGACGACUCGAUGUUUACAUUAAGUGCGUGCAUCACAAUCGCACAUAUGGUGCCUGUUGUGUUCGGCAUGACACAGGGCUCCCUUGGUAUACAUAUCUGGGACGCCAAACCAGAAGAGUUGAAAAGAAACAUUAAUUUUAUUAUGCCGUCAAUGCUUCUUCACAUAUUUGCUUUUAACACGGCCAAAGCAGUUUUCCUGCUGCAAUAUCGCCGGGCCUUCGCUAUACGCUCUGUCCAGUUAUUUUGUGACGUCUUUCUGGCUGUGAUUUUCACCAUCAUGGCCGCGAUGUCGAUGUCCGGAGGUAUACUCAUGAGUGAGUUUACAAAGCCAAAUUACGUCUAUGGCCAAAAUCAUCAACAGUUCAUGACAUGGAGUUACGUUAACGCCUGUCUCAAUCUUACUACGGACAUUGUGAUUUUCAUCUUGCCUCUGCCUCUCGUUGGGCGCCUGCGUGUCGCCAUGAUGCAAAAGAUUGGCCUGAUUGCCAGUUUCGCUGUAGGCAUUUUGUAA
Messenger RNA from Colletotrichum truncatum, 690 nucleotides. Lineage: Eukaryota; Fungi; Ascomycota; Sordariomycetes; Glomerellales; Glomerellaceae. The record is from RefSeq and is a predicted model, not a curated record.